UUCUGUUGUCCCACAGCUUGGCUGGAGCAACACACACCUCUUCAGCAUGCACUGGUCUACCGCGCUAUACAACGCUGCGGAGCGGUUCGACGGCGGCGCUCGCAGCUUCCCUCCAGCUAGCGAAGCUAGUUUCAGCAGCAAGUAUGGGUAUGAACCGCCGAAUGAAGACUACGAGAAGCUCUUCUUCUGCCGAGCGACCAUCUCACGCUCGCAGCGUGAUCCAGGUGCUCGCCCGCACAGCGCAGGAUGGCUGAUCCCCACCCGUGACGAUGCCAGCGUCUGCAAGCCCGUCUUCAUUGCCCACUCCGUCUUGUCAGCGAUCUGGCUUCUGCGCGAGACGCUCGCCGACGACGUCCUGCCUAGCGAUGUCUGGGACCGUCUGGUCUGCGCGGCCCAGUCGCUCGCGGAAGAUGGCAUAGUAGAGCCGCCGUCUGCGCAGAAGCCGUCUGCCUCCCCUCUAACCCAACGCAAGAAACGACCAGCACCCUCCGCGCCAGCGCUGUCGCCCAAGCGCGCUCGCACAGAAGCGGUCGAGACGCCGGCAGCCAGCCCUCAGCCAUCCGAGCAACUCAGCGAACUGGAAGAGCAGCCAGGAGAGCAGCCCGGAGAGCGGCCGGUAGAGGAGCAGCGCACCACCACCACAGUCACUAACAACAACCGCCGCGCUGAGCGGGAACGCAUCAAGAAACACGAAGCUGCCCUGAUAGAGCGCAGCCUGGAUCUUGGCCUCGUCGCGCCAGACCAGAGAGCAGGCGACGAUGAACGUGGCGCCUACGCGUCCAUAUCCUCCAAGGACAAGGAGGUCAUAUCGUGGCUUUUCAAGCAGGAAGCCGUAGGCGGCAACAAGAAGAAGCUGAACUUCUACGACGCCGUUAAGACGCCUUACCUAAAGGCACGCGAGUUUGUGGCCAAGGCGCGCGCUCUUGGGAGCUCGUCGUCUCAAGAGCACGCUGCCCACUUCCUCCAGGUCUGGCGAAAGCGCGGAACGCUCUUCGGCGGCGGAGUGGCUGCGCGGUACGACGCCCCUUCUUCGCAGCUGCAGCAUUUGCGUGCAAUGUUGGUCGAUCCCUCACGGCAGAGCAGCGCAGAUCGAGCGUUCUGCUCUGCGUGGGAGCGGUGCAACGUCUACGACGAAGUGAUGAAGUCGGUGCACAUCGAGUACAGAUCGAACACAAUGACAAGCUUGUCAGCAGCGACAAGACAAAUCAAUUUGGCAAGGGCCUCCGCCGAACAGAGGCCAUAGACUCUCUCCUGCACUUGGUCAACUCUAACCCCAACCCUUCUAAGAAAGAGCGGGAUCUCUUUCGGGCGCGGCUCGCUAGAGCAUUCAAGUGGUACAGGGUGGCUGAAGGCCUGGGCUGGGGCGUGCUCCUGGUCAUGCCGGACAACGCCAUACUGAAGACUUGGAUUGAGCACGAGAUCCGCUCCUGGGGUGUCAACGUCUUUAUCAAGCUGGUCAGGAAGGAGCGUCCAGAUGUCUGUCUCGCAGCUAAGCAAUUUGAUGAAUGGUUAGGCCCAGAGGGCAUCGCGGGAGGCAAGAUCAAGGGGAAGAAGACGCUGAGCAUUAAGGUCAAGGCUCUAGAGACAACUUACAAGGUGGAGGAGAUUGAGGACAGCGAAGACGACAGCGAGGAAGAAGAAGAGGAAGCAGACAGGCGCGUUGAGAUUGCGCAGUCGCAGGUUCGCUUCAAGAGCGCGCCAGCGGCGCCUCUGCGCCAG
Messenger RNA from Didymella exigua CBS 183.55, 1719 nucleotides. RefSeq lists its product as uncharacterized. Bases 47 to 1243 code for a protein of 398 amino acids. The transcript is spliced from 2 exons. NCBI's taxonomy places the organism in Eukaryota, Fungi, Ascomycota, Dothideomycetes, Pleosporales, Didymellaceae. The record is from RefSeq and is a predicted model, not a curated record.